AUGACUACUCCAAUAAAAACUCAAUCACAACAACAACAACAACAACAUCCAACUGUCCUCGUAACAGGCGCAAAAAACUUUCUUGCAGCUCAUAUUAUCGACCAACUAAUUGCCCAAGGCUACCGUGUUCUAGGUACAGUACGGACCCGCGAAAAGGGCGAGUUUUAUCAAUCCCGUUACGGCUCUCGCAACUUUAUUUACGAAGUAGUUCGACCAAGUAAUGUUUUUGAUAGCUUCACAAAUGUCUUUGCCAAACAUGGUAAAGAUAUCCAGUACAUGGUUCAUACUGCAACACCUCCCUUUUAUCAUGGCCCUGACCCGGAACGAGAUGUUAUCCAGCCUGCUGUAGCAGCAGUUACUGCCGUUCUCAAGGCUGCCCAUGCAGGUGGCCCCAAUUUACUCAAGGUGGUUGUCACUUCAUCCAUUGCAUGUGUGGUGCCACCUGGUGGAGAACGAGCUCGCAAAAAAACAUAUAACGAGACAGUAUGGAACCCAGUAACUCUAGAAGAAGCUUCUCAGUCAACAAGUACGGCAUUUUUCGGCGCGCGUGUAUUUGCAGAAAAGGCUGUGUGGAAGUUUGUGCGGUCGGAGCAUCCGCGGUUUACAGUAACUACCAUUCAACUUCCGCUUAUCUUGGGGCCUCCCAUCAACGACAUGUUGUAUCAACACUUGCGUGCUAGUAACGAAUUCUUAUUACAGCUCAUCACAGACCCACAAGCCGCUUUGGCCAAAUGGGAUGAUAAUAAAACUGGGGCACCAGCAUCUCUGCCACCAGACCAUGAUCCGGAGCUACAUGACCCUGCUUUAUUGCCAUAUACGUUUCCAUUCUACAUUGAUGUUCGAGAUGCAGCUGCAACGCAUGUACGUGCACUUACAAAUCACGGGCUUGACAAUAAGAGGUGUUUGAGUGUAGGGGGUCGUGCCGAUACUGGUGGGCUUGUUCGGGCGUUGUGUGAAGUUUGUCCGGAGUAUGUGCCAUAUGUUGGAGAGGCCACUUUGGAGGCUUUAAAGAAGCGAGAAGAGGAGGAGGAAGAAGGAGAAGGAGAAGGAGAAGGAGAAGGAGAAGAAGGUCAAGGAUAUGCUCGGUGUGAUACUAGUGAGUGCCGGAAAAAUUUGGGAAUUGAGUACCGGACACUGGAGACUACGAUUUAUGAUACGGUGCAGCGGGUAAGGGAGCUUGAACGUGCGCUUGCUCCCGGGGAUUUACCGAGUCCAUGA
Molecule: messenger RNA, 1218 nt
Organism: Magnusiomyces paraingens
Lineage: Eukaryota; Fungi; Ascomycota; Dipodascomycetes; Dipodascales; Dipodascaceae
Exons: 1
Coding region: 1-1218 (405 amino acids)
Molecular function (GO): oxidoreductase activity, acting on the CH-OH group of donors, NAD or NADP as acceptor
Source: RefSeq, a predicted model, not a curated record